Setaria italica (foxtail millet) is the source of this 940-nucleotide messenger RNA. RefSeq lists its product as uncharacterized. The transcript has a single exon. Gene Ontology annotation, biological process: root development; shoot system development. The record is from RefSeq and is a predicted model, not a curated record. Bases 87 to 797 code for a protein of 236 amino acids. Lineage: Eukaryota; Viridiplantae; Streptophyta; Magnoliopsida; Poales; Poaceae.
AGAAGGGAUAGACACAUCAAACCAAAGUUUCUUCUAUCAUCCUCAACACCUCAAGUCUUCAAACCUCAGAUACUCCAAUACAAACAAUGGCUUUCCAUCUACGAUCAGUUAGCCUGCCAUCUAAGAGGCUCUCCAAUGAAGCUGAAGUCGAAGCCGAGCUGCAAAGCCUGGAGGCAAGCACCUCUUCCCCUUCUGCAACCAUCGAGUCAGCAUGCGAUGGUUUGAGGAGGCUUGGAGAUGUCUACAGCCACAUCGAGGAGAUCAUCCACUUGCCUAGCAACCAAGUUUGCUCCAUCCAGCAAAGGAAGGAGUUGGACGAGGAAAUGGAAAGUUCUCUCGAGAUAAUCGAUCUCUGCAAUGCCAUGCAAGAGAACUUUGCCGAGCUGAAGACCACCAUCCAAGAUCUGCUGGUGGUCCUCAGAAGGGGAGACGAUUCAAACACUCAGGCCAAGGUCCUUUCAUACAUCCGCUUGGUCAAGAAGGCGCAGAAGCAAUCCAAGAAGACUAGCAAAAAGCCUACCUCUAACGAGUGCAAGCUGGUCAGGCUAUUGCUCAAGGCUAGAUUGGUCGCCGCCUCUCUUCUUGAGUUAGCACUGCGCCUCGUAUCCAAGCAAGGGGUGAUGCCCAAGAGGUCUCUUGUCUCCAAAGCAUUCCAGAAGAGAAACGUGGUUGUUUGCAAGGAGGAGCAGUUGCAGGCGUUAGAGUGCAUCAUUGGAGAUCUUGAGCAUGGAGCAGAACAACUGUUCAGGAGGAUGAUCCAGAGCAGAGUUGCUAUCCUAAACAUCCUUAGCUCAUAGAUUCUCCUCAAGUUUAGACACUCUAACAUCCUGCGAUUGGCCUCCGCAUUUUAAAGGAUCUGCCAAUCCUCACACAUGUACAGUACCUGUAAAUGUACAGAGAAAGUAGUGAAAUUGAAGAAAACAAUUUUGAUCCAGACAAA